AUGGGCGCCCACGGCACGGUCUAUCACGGUCUCUACAAGAACGACGUCGUCGCGGUCAAGUGCCUCGAUCAAGUCGAGGACCUCACCACGUUUCACCGCGAAGUCUCGGCCAUGUUCAAGCUGCAGUCGCAGCACACGGUGCAGCUGCUCGCAAUGGCCGACCUCGACACCAACCAGCCCAAGAUCAUCAUGCCGUACAUGGUCCACGGCGAUUUGCGCACGCACCUCGAUAAGCGCCGCGCCAACGAGCGCACGGGGUGUACGCUGCCACAUCAAGCGAUUGCCGUCGCGGUCGCCGCCGCACUCGUGGACCUGCACAAGUGCAACGUCAUCCACCGCGACCUCAAGCCCCAAAACGUUCUUUUGUCGACCGACAAUCUCGUGCAGGUCGCCGACUUUGGCAUUGCGCGUGAGAACGGACUGCGCUCCAAGACGGCCGAAGUGGGCACGCCCCUCUACAUGGCGCCCGAAGCCUUUGCGACGAGCCACUAUGGCACCGAAGUCGACGUCUACGCGCUCGGCGUCCUCCUUACCGAGCUCGACACGACCCUGCGGCCGUACAGCGAAGAUUGCGUAAACGAGUAUGCGCUGUUUAUGCAAGUAUCCAACGGUCGCCGACCCCUCCUCUCGCUCACGUGUCCGCUCUGGUACUACGAGCUCGCGCACAAGUGCAUGGCCGCGGAUCCGAUCGACCGCCCGACGGCCGCGCAGGUGCACAAGUGCCUCUCGCAGCACGCGAAUGACCCGCACACGACGACCACCAGCGGUGUCCCGGUCAUUGCGGGAACCGACGUGACGUUCGUGAGGCGGCUCUCGCCGUCGACCGAGCUGGCGUUGUACGGCUCCGACCCGGUCGUGCUCCAGACGGUUGCUCCGACGCUGGCGGAUGCACGGGCGUACGAGCGCUAUUUGGGCAACCUGUUCACACUCGAUGCGCAGCCACAUCUGGUGCGGCUGGUGGGUGUCGUCGGCGGCGCCUCGUCCAAGCUCGUGCUCGAGUUUCUGGACGGCGGCGACCUUUUGACGUACCUCGAGCAGCCCGAGCCCCGACGACGCGUGUCGAAACUCAAUCUUGCGAUCGGCAUGACGCACGGCCUCCACGCGCUUCAUGCGCAGGGCAUGGUGCACGGGCACCUCAAAGCCAAGCACGUCUAUUUAACAGCGAGCGGUGAUGUCAAACUCGCGAGCUUCAAGUUCGGGCACACCGGCACGUUCUCGGGCGAUAUCUUUGCGUUGGGGAAUCUGUUCGCCCGCGUGGACGCUGCGUACGCCCAGCCGUCAACCCACGACCCCGUGCUGGCGUUCAUCAUCCAGCGCUGUUGCGCCGACGAGCCAGCAGCCCGACCAUCAACCACCGACCUUCUUGCGUGCCUCGAGUCGGCGUCCGUCGCCUGAACUCUGAACUCUCGGUUCUUUAUUGUCUCGUAGCAACGUCGACAUGUAUCCAUCUUCCAAUCAACAGUUUUCCCGCCAGUUUUGGUCGUUUGGAACCCCAC
This is a messenger RNA of Saprolegnia parasitica CBS 223.65, 1496 nucleotides long. RefSeq names its product serine/threonine protein kinase. NCBI's taxonomy places the organism in Eukaryota, Oomycota, Saprolegniomycetes, Saprolegniales, Saprolegniaceae. The transcript has 3 exons. Gene Ontology annotation, biological process: protein phosphorylation. The coding region runs from base 1 to 1395 and encodes 464 amino acids. The record is from RefSeq and is a predicted model, not a curated record. Gene Ontology annotation, molecular function: protein kinase activity; ATP binding.